Messenger RNA from Rotaria sordida, 6414 nucleotides. The record is from the annotation of a GenBank genome assembly. NCBI's taxonomy places the organism in Eukaryota, Metazoa, Rotifera, Eurotatoria, Philodinida, Philodinidae.
AUGCUUAAAGUAAUUGUUCAUAAUGCUGAACGUGUUCCUAAUUUGGAACGUUUCUCUACUGUUGAUCCAAUGGUUACAGUUAUUUUUCAAGGUAUUACGAAACAAACGAAUUGGCAACGAUCAACAUGUGAUCCAAAAUGGGAUGAGACACUUGAAUUUCCUCUUAAUGGUAUUCCAAUCAAAAGUAUAGAUACAUUAGAAAUUCAUCUUAAAGAUUAUGAAAAGAUUGGAACUAACAAACUUAUUGGUCAAGGUACAAUACCAUUGAAUGAUGUUAUACGAACUGGUAUCAUCAAACGCCGUCCUGUUCCAUUAACAAAUCCGCAAGGUGUUCGUCUUGAAGCUACUAAACUAUAUCUUACAAUUGAAUAUAAACCACCAAAUAGUGUUACCAAUGAAAAACUAAAUCCAAGAAAUGGUUUAAAUCAAGUUGACGAUAUACCUUUACAAAAUAGUGGUGAUAUGUUAUGGAAAGCAGAAUUAGGUAUUGAUCAAACAUUUUUAUUAAGAAAUAAACUACGAUCGACUAAACCACAAGAUUUUCAAAUACGAGUAAAAAUUUUUCAAGCUCGUCGAUUAAAUGGAAGUAAUAUUCAUCCAGUAUGUCGUAUUCGAGUAAUUAAUUCAAUAAAACAAACAAAAAUUCAAAAAGGAACAAAUCAUCCAUAUUUUAAUGAAGUUUUCUUUUUUAAUAUAAAUAUGUCUGAAAUUGAUUUAUGUAAUGAAUUUAUUGAAUUUGAACUUUGUAAUUCGAGAAUAUUUCGAUCAAAUAUGAGAAUUGGAACAUUUAAAACUGAUAUUGGUUAUAUUUAUUCACAAACAAAACAUUCAAUUAAUCGAAAAUGGUUAUUAUUAAGUAAUGAUAAUGAUAAAAUGACUGGUGCCAAAGGUUAUCUUAAAGUAUCUGUUAAUAUAUUAGGAUCAGGAGAUGAAGCACCAUCACAAGAAAAUGCAGAUGAUGAUGAUGAUAUUGAAAGUAAUGUAUUAAGACCAACCGGUCUUAUGCUUCGUCCAGCAACAUUUGUUUUAAAAGUUUAUAAAGCAGAAGAUUUACCACAAAUGGAUAGUUCAUUUUUACAUGGUGUUAAAAAAAUCUUUAAUACAACUGAAGAUAUCAAAGAUUUAAUUGAUCCUUAUGUUACAUUUUCAUUCGCUGGACAACAAGUCGCAUCGAAAAUUAUUUAUACUUGUUCACAUCCAGAAUUUAAUCAAGAACUUCGACUUGGUCUUAAAUUUCCAUCAAUGUGUGAUAAAAUUACACUUACUGUUAUGGAUUGGGAUCGUUUACAAUUCGAUGAUAUAACUGGAUCAGCUUUAUUAGAUAUUAAUUCGAUAUGCGAUGAUCGAGAAAAUGGUUUUCUUCCAAUAUUUGGUCCAUGUUGGAUUAAUUUAUAUGGUGCACCACGAGAAUAUUCUGAAUUUCCGACUGCAUUAGAUGAAUUAAAUAGUGGCAAAAGUGAAGGUGUUGCAUAUCGUGGUCGAAUAUUUAUUGAAUUACAAACAAUUCUUGGUGAAAUUCCAAAUGAAUCUAUUGGUGAAAUAUCAAAUUCAGAUAUAAUUCGUACAUUACCAUAUCAAUCACGAAAAAAAUUUAAAUUACAUGCGGCAUUUCUUGAUGCUUCUAUAUUAUAUGAACAUGAAUCAACAGUUGAAUUUGAAAUAAGUAUUGGAAAUUAUGGAAAUAAAUUUGAUAAUCUUGACGGAUAUGCAAAUUGUUCAACAACACCACCAACAAAUCCUGUUUUUGAUGGAACAUCUUAUUAUUUUUUACCAUGGGAACAUACAAAACCAUGUGUACAAGUUGCAAGUGAAUGGGAAGAUAUUACUUUUAGAUUAGAAGCUCUUAAUCAUUUAUCAAAUAUGAAAUUAGUUUUUAUUGAUCUUAUAUCAACAUUAAAUUUAUUAAAAAUAAAAAAAUUAUCUGAUGAAAUUCUUAUUCAACAUUAUAAACAAUCUGUCGAUACAAUUAUUUCAUGUUUGAAAAAGCCAUUACCUGAUUUUGAACUAUGUCGUUAUCAUAUCAAUGAACUUGAUCGAUUAAGACGUCAAAUGCGUGAAAGAGAUCUUUUUGAUAUAAUUUAUAAAUUAGAACAAUUAAAAUUACACGCUAAAACAUCACAAGAUAUUUUCAAUACAUUAGAAGAUAUUCAACAAAAUCUUGAAUUUCUUCAAUAUGAACCACAAAAUAGUAUUCCUGAUGUAAUUAUAUGGUUAUUAUCAAAUGGUAAACGUUAUGCUUAUUAUCGUUUACCAGCUAAUGAAAUAUUUUAUUCUACAAAUAUUGAUUAUCGUGGUCAUCUUUGUGGAAAACUUCAAACAAUAACAUUAAAAUGGCCUGGAAAAGAAAUGGACAUUGAUAAAGAUAAAAGAUUUUUUAUUCCAGCAGAAAUUCGAGUUAAAAUUUGGUUCGGUUUAGCCAUAUAUGAACAAGAUUGGUUAUCACAACAAAAAGGAGCUGAUUUAACUAUUUAUGCAGAAACAUAUGAAAAUCAAACAAAUGUACUUGGACAAUGGUCAACAACUGGACCAUUAAUGACUAGACCAAUGUGGUCAGAUGUUACAGGAAAUAUGAGUUUACCGAAACAAAAUUUUCAAGUACCUCCUGGUUGGCGAUGGGAUGGAGAUUGGUAUAUCAGUCCAGAAACAAGUGCUCGAUAUGCAGAUGAUGCUGGUCAUAGAAAAUUUACUGAAGAAGCUUAUGAACAUCAAUAUCGUUUAAUUGCUGGAGCACAAUGGCAACCAAAAGCAAUUGAAUGGACUGAUUUAGUUGGUGAUAAAGUACCAAGUAAAAAUGAACGAACUGAAUCACCACCUGGAUGGGAAUGGGAAAAUGAUUGGACUAUAGAUACUAAUCGAGCUGUAGAUGAAGAAGGUUCUCAGAUUGAAUAUAUUAUAAUAAUAAUCAUUGAUUCUGUUUAUUUAGGUUUUGAAUAUUGUGUUAAUCAAACAGUUACUGGUUGGUGUCCAGUUGAAAAAUUAUAUCAUUUAAAUCGUCAACGACGUUGGUAUAGAAUACGAGUUCUUAAAACAGAUUUCAAUAUUGAAGAGAGAAAAAAAAAAGAAAUUAAAAUUGAUUUUAUAAAUGAAGGAUGGGAAUAUGCUCCUAUGUUUAAUAUGAAAUUUCAUGCCGAUGAACGAAGUAUGGAUAUGACACGUCGAAGACGAUGGCAUAGAAAAAUGAUUUCUGAUCAAUUAUUACUUAAUGAAAACAAUGAUGAUGAUAAUAAUAAUAAUAAUAAUUCUAAUGAAGGAAUUGUUAUUAAUACAGAUAUUGUUUUUCGAAUGCAAUCACGAGUUCCUUCAAUUACAGAUUCAUCUUUAAAAAGUGAUCAACAAUCAUCUGAUUUAACAUCAACAAAAAAUAAAAAUAUUAAAAUUGAAUUGAGUGCACCAAGAAUGUUUCUUAGUUUUAGAAAACCGUAUUAUUAUGAACUUCGAUCAUAUAUAUAUCAAGCACGAAAUCUUCUUUCAAUGGAUUAUGAUAGUUUUUCAGAUCCAUAUGCACAAAUUGGUUUUAUUAAUCAAAGUCAACGUACUGAAGUUAUUCAAAAAACUUUAUGUCCAACAUGGGAUCAAACAUUAAUUUUUUCAAAUGUUGAACUUUAUGGUGAACCAGAUGAAAUCUAUCAUGAUCCUCCAAAUAUUCUAAUUGAAUUAUUUGAUAAAGAUGAAUAUGGAGUUCCAGAUUUUCUUGGUCGUGUACAAUGUUCACCUAUUGUUCGUUUAAUACCUGAUGAAAUAAAUCCAAUUGUUAAAUUAAAAUGGUUUCAAAUAAAAAGAGGAAAAAAUAAUGCAGGAGAAUUAUUAGCUGCAUUUGAACUUUUCUUAUUGCCAGAAAUUGAUAACGAGAAAAAAUUACCUCCAUAUCCAUCAAAACGUGGUUCUUUAUUUAUUGUACCGGACUUAAUUCGACCAGAACUUGUUCGAACUGGAAUUGAGAUUCUUUGUUGGGGUGUAAGAAAUAUGAAAACAUUUAUGUUAUCUGAUAUUGAUUGUCCACAAGUUAUAUUUGAAGUUGCUGGUCAACAAGUUGCAUCGACAAUUAUUAAAAAUGCUAAGAAAACACCAAAUUUUGAUAAACCUUUAUUAUUUCUUGAUGUUAUGUUACCAAAAGAUGAUUUAUAUGCACCAACAAUGAAUAUCAAAGUAAAAGAUCAUCGAUCAUUUGGACGAAAACCAAUUGUUGGUUUUCAUAUUAUUAAAUCAUUGGAAUUAUUUCGAUGUGAUCCAACUGCACCUUCAUUAACACUUAUACAAGCAGCUAAAAAUAUAGAAUCACAAACUAUCUCACCAACAAAUGAUUUUACUGUUCCAAUGAUUAAAAAAAAGAAGAAAAAACAUCGAAAUGAAUGUUCUCAUUCAUCAAAAGUUAAGAUUGUAUUACCUAACGAAACAAAUGAUUUAACAAAAAAUGAAAUCGAAACAAAAAUUGUUGAUAAAAAAACAAUGAGAAAACGAGUGAAACAGUUUUUAAAGAAAUGUAAAUCUUCUACAAUAAAACCAGAAUCGAAAUUAGAAAAAAUUCAAAAAGCAUUUUUAAAAGAUCAACAAUAUUAUCAAAAUGUACUCGUCAAUCAAGUGACAAUAGUUGAAGAUGAUAUUGAUUGGUGGUCAAAAUAUUAUGCAUCGAAACGUGAUUUCAAUAAAUGUGGUACUUAUAUACAAAAAAGAUAUGAAACUUUAACAAUUUAUUCUCAUCCACUUGAAUUAUAUGAAUUUUAUGAAGGUUUUAAUGAUUUUUGUCGAACAUUUGAAUUAUCUCGUGGAAAAACAAAAUUUGAAGAAGAAAAUGAAAUUGUCGGAGAAUUUAAAGGUCUUUUUAAAGUUUAUCCAUUACCUGAAAAUUCUAAUGAAUUAUUACCACAUCGAAUUAUGGAACAUUUUCCAUCAAAUAAUUUAGAAGAAUGUUUAAUUCGUGUUUAUAUUAUACGUGCUAUUGAUUUACAACCAAAAGAUUCAAAUAGAAAAUCAGAUCCAUAUAUUGAAAUUCAAUUAGGAAAAAUAAAAAUUGAUAAUCGAGAUGAAAAAAUAUUAAAUACAACAAAUCCUAUCUUUGGAAAAAUGUUUGAAAUCAAAACAAUAAUUCCAUUAGCGAAAGAUUUAAUAAUACGUAUUAAAGAUUGGGAUUUAAUAACAUCAGAUGAUAUUAUUGGACAAACAACAAUUGAUUUAGAAAAUCGACUUUUAAGUAAAUAUCGAGCAACAUGUGGACUUCCAUUACAAUAUAAUUUAACUGGUCCAAAUCAAUGGCGUGAUAAUAGUCGACCGAGAAAAAUUCUUUAUGAUAUUUGUAAACGAAAUAAUUUAUCUUUACCAGAAUUACUUGAUGAUCAUUCAAUUAAAAUUGGUGAUACAAUUUUUCGUUUGGAAGAUUUUGAACAAGAAAAAAAUUUAACAAUUCAUGUUGGAGAAGAAGAAGAACGUUUAGCAUUGUAUAUUUUACAUAAAUUUCAUCUUUGUCCUGAACAUAUUGAAACACGACCACUUUUUAAUUCAUUUCAACCAUUUAUUGAACAAGGUCGUUUAGAAUUAUUUGUUGAUAUUUUUCUGAAAUCUCAUGGUCCACCUGGACCACCUUUUAUGAUUACACCAAGAAAACCAAAACCCUAUAUUCUUCGUUGUAUAAUUUGGAAUACAAGUGAUGUCAUAUUACAAGAAACAUCAAUAACAGGAGAACAAAUGUCUGAUAUUUAUGUAAAAGGAUGGAUGACUGGAAUAGAAGAUGAUGUACAAAAAACAGAUGUACAUUAUCGAUCAAUGGAUGGUGAAGGAAAUUUUAAUUGGCGUUUUAUUUAUAAUUUUUCUUAUUUUCCUGCUGAACGAUGUAUUUCAAUUAGAAAAAAAGAAUAUUUUUGGAGUUAUGAUGCAACAGAAUUUAAAAUUCCACCUGUAUUAAAUAUUCAAAUAUGGGAUAAUGAUAAAUUUAGUCGAGAUGAUUUUCUUGGUGUAUUAACACUUGAUUUAAAUCGUUUAUAUAAACCAGCUAAAGAUUCUGAUGUUUGCACAUUGGAGAUUGUUAAUGAUCAAUUAUCAAAUUAUGUAUCAAUUUUUGAAAUAAAACAUUUAAAAGGUUGGUGGCCUUGUGUUGAUCUUCAAAGUGGAAAUCCAAAACUUACUGGUAAAAUUGAACUUGAAUUAGAAAUUUUAACAGAAAACGAAGCAAUUGAAAGACCAGCAGGACGUGGUCGUAAACAACCAAAUGAACAUCCAAAAUUAGAAUUACCACAACGUCCUGAAACAUCAUUUCUUUGGUUUACAUCUCCAUAUCGUGCAUUUAAAAAUAUUAUAUGGAAAAAAUCGAAAUGUUAUAUUCUUCUUAUAUUUCUAUUAAUAUGUUUUAUUAUAUUCUUACUUUUAUUUCUUUGGUCGAUGCCUAAAGCAUUAUUAUCUCGUCUUUUACAUACAUUCAAAUAA